Messenger RNA from Arachis stenosperma, 2327 nucleotides. RefSeq names its product probable CoA ligase CCL8. NCBI's taxonomy places the organism in Eukaryota, Viridiplantae, Streptophyta, Magnoliopsida, Fabales, Fabaceae. Bases 190 to 1989 code for a protein of 599 amino acids. Gene Ontology annotation, molecular function: medium-chain fatty acid-CoA ligase activity. The record is from RefSeq and is a predicted model, not a curated record. Gene Ontology annotation, biological process: fatty acid metabolic process. The transcript has 17 exons.
CGUUUCCGUUUCAGAAUUGAAUGUGGCACCUCAAUAGCAAGUGGAAAACCCACAACAGCACACAGCAACAUUAAUAGUCUCACAAACAACAUUGACCGAAAACGAAAAAAUCCAAUUGCUACUUACGUGUGUUUAUUAUCUUUACCCACCUAACUCUCUUUCCGAUCAAUAACUAAUUUGCUCAACUAAAUGAGUUGCUCAUUUAAGACUUUCAACAAACACCUCGCACUCCUCUGCUUCCAUAAGUGCAUCACCUCUUAUGGUUUCAUACCUUCACUUUCUCACUUUCUUCCACCGCUUCUGAGCUCGCGUUCCUCUCAGCUUCUGCAUCACUUGGCUUCUCAUUCUGCUUCAGUUAUGGAGGUGUUCAAAGCAGUUGCCAAGAACGAACUUGCAACUCAUGGAAGUGUUGCUAUCAGAGCUGACCAGAAGAGUUAUAGUUACAGGCAACUAAUCUUGUCCGCAGAGAAGAUAUCUAAUAUAUUGUGUGGCAGUGAUGUAAAGACAGGAAACCUUAGGGGAGCUCGGAUAGGAAUUGUAGCCAAACCCUCUGCCGAAUUUGUAGCUGGAGUACUUGGGACUUGGUUUAGUGGAGGUGUUGCUGUUCCACUUGCACUAAGCUAUCCAGAACCAGAGCUCUUACAUGUGAUUAAUAAUUCGGAUGUGUCCACAAUACUGAGUACUGAAGAUCAUAGUGAAUUAAUGCAAAACCUUGCCAAUAAAACCUCUUCUCAGUUUUUUCAUCUCCCACCUGUUCUCGCUAAGCCCUCAGAGAAAAGCAGUGAUGAAGAUUCACAAAAUGGGGAAAUUGAUGUUGAUAGAAUUUUCCGGGACAAUAUUGGAAAACCAAGUGAAGAUCCAGCACUGAUUUUGUACACAAGUGGGACAACAGGUAAACCUAAAGGAGUGGUUCAUACUCACAGAAGCAUUGCUGCCCAGGUCCAAACCUUGGCAAAUGCAUGGGAGUAUACAUCUGCUGAUAAGUUUCUACACUGCCUACCGUUGCAUCAUGUUCAUGGACUUUUCAAUGCUUUAUUUGCCCCUCUCUAUGCAGGAUCCUCGGUUGAAUUUAUGCCAAAAUUUAGUGUGAGGGGAAUUUGGCAGAGAUGGCGUGAGUCAUAUCCAUCUGAAGGAUCUAAAGUUGAUGAUGCUAUAACUGUUUUCACUGGAGUUCCAACUAUGUACACCCGGUUGAUACAAGGUUAUCAUGCAAUGGAUCCUGAGCUACAAGCCACCUCAGCAUCUGCUGCAAGGAACUUGCGCCUUAUGAUGUGUGGGUCCUCUGCACUCCCUCAACCUGUUAUGCAAGAAUGGGAAGCCAUCACCGGGCAUUGCUUAUUGGAGCGAUAUGGCAUGACUGAAUUUGUCAUGGCAUUGUCAAAUCCUUUGAAAGGAGAGCGGAAACCAGGCACUGUUGGCAAACCAUUUCCUGGUAUAGAGGUCAAGAUUCUUUCAGAUGAGGACAGUGGGAAAGAAGAGACUAAAGUGGGGGAGCUUUGUGUUAAAAGCCCUUCAUCUUUUAAAGAAUAUUGGAAACUUCCAGAGAUAACGAAAGAAUCAUUUACUGAAGAUGGAUUCUUUAAGACUGGGGAUGCAGUUACUACAGAUAAAGAUGGAUACUACAUCAUUCUAGGACGUACUAAUGCUGAUAUAAUCAAGGCUGGUGGCUACAAACUAUCUGCCUUAGAAAUUGAAUCAGUUAUACUAGAGCAUCAAGCUGUCGCGGAAUGCUGCGUUUUGGGCUUACCUGACAAAGAUUAUGGGGAAGUUGUCGGUGCGAUUAUUGUACCAGAUGCUGAUGUCAAGAGAAAGCGAGAUGAAGAAUCAAAGCCUGUUCUAAGCCUGGAAGAGUUAUCCAGCUGGGCCAAACCCAAAAUUGCACCUUACAAGAUACCUACAAAACUUUUUGUUUGGGACUCACUCCCUCGCAAUGCAAUGGGGAAGGUAAAUAAAAAAGAGCUGAAGAAAAUGCUAGCUUCGGAACAGUAAAUUCCAUAGCAUUAUUUAAGGUGGUGCCAUUCUCAAAUAAAACCGAAGGAGUUGUUGACAUGAAAAGAGAAAGCCUAAGUAGGAUAGAUUAUUUUAGUUUAGCAUUUUAGAUUCAUUUAAGAAUCAAUGAAUGCUUUUUUAUAUUGUUUCUUAUUAUUAUUUUUUGUGAACUAUAUUAUUUAUUAUGUAAUAUUAGAUAAUAACGUGAGCCAUUCAUGUUUUAGGAAAUAGGAAUGCCUAAUUUCUAAUUUCCCACAUGUCAAAAACAAAAAUGCUAUUCAUGCAUCAAAAUCAGCCACCAAUGUAUUUGUCUAUAAAUAUAUGUGUGAUUUAAUUUA